AUGGUUGGCUCAAUGAUCUGUCGUGUGCUCGCAGUGCUAUCACUCAGCAUGAUAGCCAUUGCAUCUCCUGUCCAACUAGCUCGCCGAGAAAUCUCAAGCGAGCUAUUGGAACGGUUCACCUUAUUCUCUCAAUUCGCCGCUCUAUCGGCCUGCGACCAAAACAUCAACCACAUGGGCCAAAGUCUGACCUGCGACUACGGCACUUGCCCACUCGUAGCAGCCGACAACACGACGGUAAUCAACGCAUUCCACAGCGACCACAGCCCGACAGGCUACAUUGCCCUGGACCACACGCGGGAACUGAUCGUCGUGACAUUCCGCGGAAGUGUGAAUACCAGCUGA
This is a messenger RNA of Penicillium samsonianum, 342 nucleotides long. RefSeq lists its product as uncharacterized. Gene Ontology annotation, biological process: lipid catabolic process. Bases 1 to 342 code for a protein of 113 amino acids. The record is from RefSeq and is a predicted model, not a curated record. NCBI's taxonomy places the organism in Eukaryota, Fungi, Ascomycota, Eurotiomycetes, Eurotiales, Aspergillaceae. The transcript is spliced from 2 exons.